Hemicordylus capensis (graceful crag lizard) is the source of this 1043-nucleotide messenger RNA. RefSeq names its product vomeronasal type-2 receptor 26-like. The coding region runs from base 90 to 752 and encodes 220 amino acids. Gene Ontology annotation, biological process: G protein-coupled receptor signaling pathway. Gene Ontology annotation, molecular function: G protein-coupled receptor activity. The record is from RefSeq and is a predicted model, not a curated record. The transcript has 3 exons. Gene Ontology annotation, cellular component: membrane. NCBI's taxonomy places the organism in Eukaryota, Metazoa, Chordata, Lepidosauria, Squamata, Cordylidae.
UGUUUUGUUGCAAAGGCUGUGCUCGAUGCACGGGAAUUACAAUCUCCACUGAGAACGAUGCUGACUAUUGCCGCGAGUGUCCGGAUGAUAUGUAUCCAAACCAGGACCAAAAUGGAUGUAUCCCCAAGAAGCUGACCUGCCUUUUCCGACAAACUGCCUUCAGCAUCAUCUUUUCUGUUGCUGUUUCUUCCUUGUUGGCAAAAACGAUCACCGUGGUGCUGGCCUUCAUAGCUACAAAGCCAGGGAAUAAGAUGAGAAAAUGGAUGGGGAAGAAUUUUGCAAACUACAUUGUCAUUUCCUGUUCUGCUGUUCAAGGCAGCAUCUGCACUGUCUGGCUGGGAAUCUCUCCUCCCUUCCCAGACAUUGACAAACAGUCCCUGUCUAGAGAGGUUGUACUGCAAUGUAACGAAGGCUCUGUCACCAUGCUUUAUGCUGCCCUUGGCUACAUGUUCUUCCUGGCGGCCAUCUGUUUCACUGUUGCUUUAAGAGCAAGGAAGCUGCCUGGGGCAUUCAAUGAAGCCAAGUUGAUGACGUUCAGCAUGCUGGUCUUUUGCAGUGUUUGGGUGACCUUUGUGCCAACCUACCUGAGCACAAAGGGGAAAUACAUGGUGGCUGUGCAGGUCUUCUCUAUCUUGGCCUCGAGUACAGGGUUACUGGGCUGCAUCUUUAUUCCCAAAUGCUACAUCAUUUUAUUGAGGCCUGAUUUGAAUACAAAGGAGCAUCUGAUGUUGAAACCUAAAGAUGGCAUCUGAUUCUCUAUAUACUGAGCAACCCACUUUAUGUAUUUAUUUAUUGCAUUUGUAGACCGUCUAGCUUAUGAAUCCCUAUUGUCGUGUACAUAGUUUAAAAAUACAAACAUACUAGCAGAAUAAAGCAAUCGUGCGUCAACUAACUCCCUGCCUAUCUCAGGAACCAUCCCCACAUAGUGUUGCCAUGUUAAACAGCUAGUGCAACUAGGGAUGUACAAACAGGUUUGACACUGAACGUGCUCGACGUCGAACUGGUUCGGUUCAAUGAUUUGGGGUCAAACUGAAGCACCCCCU